Messenger RNA from Puccinia triticina, 504 nucleotides. RefSeq lists its product as uncharacterized. The record is from RefSeq and is a predicted model, not a curated record. Bases 1 to 504 code for a protein of 167 amino acids. NCBI's taxonomy places the organism in Eukaryota, Fungi, Basidiomycota, Pucciniomycetes, Pucciniales, Pucciniaceae. The transcript is spliced from 4 exons.
AUGUCACCCGCAGUUCCCGAUUCACUCCGCUGCCUAACUACCCCAGGUCCUCCGCACCUCAACUUCGCCAAGUCAUCAAGCUCUUCCCCGCAUGACACACAUACCAAGCGCCUAAGCUCUAUUCCAAUUUACAACACCAGUCACCACCUCCAUCGCAAAUCCUCGUCCAGAAAUGCAGAUAUCACCCCCUAUCAUUACCGCUACUAUUCCUCUAUAGCCUCAACUAAAUCGGACGAACCCCCUACUCCUAUAGUCAUCGAAGGGUAUUUAUCCAUAUCGGUCAUAUCACAACAGAUCUACGCAUAUUCUCCAGUCACUGGACCCAAUGGCCCUCAAUUCGUCCUCCACCUCGGCCCCGAAGUUAUUCCCGACCCCAAGAACCAACUCCUCCCUUCCAACUUAAUUCAUUUCGCUGGGGUCAUCGCCGGAGAAAUAGGACGCAGCCUGCACAUAAUAGUCCAUUCUCUACAUCUGUACUCUAUUUGCCGGUCUCUAAAUUCAUAA